AUGUUGCCAGUUUCAACCAUCAAGCAUGGAGAAAAUGAUUAUGAAGGACUACCGUUCAUCGAGAAGAGUACGGCUGAAGUAAAUUUAGUCUAUGCUAAAUCUUAUAAUUUUUGGAAGGCAGUAACCUGGACCUUCUGCUCUGCAGUAGCUCAGUACACUUUGAAGCUCCUACUAUCCACAUAUAGAUUUCCUUUGACAUUAGCGUUUCGAAGCUACAUCUUGAUUUUAAUAGUCUAUGUAUUUAUACUUAAAUAUCCUAAAAGUUUGGCUGGAAAUUUCUUGGGCCUCAGUUGUAUGCUGCCAUCAGGGAAAAAGUGGCUCACUUAUCAACAAUGGACUUUCCUAAUUCCUGCAUCGCUAGCUGCUGCACUAUCAUAUCCCAUGCUGAUCCAAGCUUCGCUCCACAUACCAAGUCUACCAAUAAUAUCUAUGUUAUUCCCCACCGUACGCGCAAUUGAAUCACUGACUCUUAUUACUUGCCGAUCAAAAGACCGUUUCAGAAAUCUUUGCACUUGGGAGAUAUUCCUUAGCAUUGGCGCAUCAGCAAUAGUUCUUGACAAUGAUUAUCGAUUAAAUGUGCUCGGCUUGGCUUGGGGAGUUGGAGGUCUACUACUUGCAGGACUUUCUCGAGCCUGGUUCAUCAUUGGAUCCGAAAGAGUAGAACUACAGAUUGAUCGCUCUUCUUAUUACCACGUUUUUUUGUCGGCGACACUUCUUCUCGGAUUGAUAUUCAGUGGCUUCACAGCAUUUCAUUUGGAAAGCCCCAGUUUUUUUCAAAAAUAUUCAUUCUCAUCAACAGUCACAACGAUUACUUUUUACUUUUCAAUCAUCGUCACCGCCUUCCUAGGAACAGCAAUAUCCUUCCAUGCACCCCUUAGUCUUGCUAACUCAGCUACUUAUUCGCCAUUUGUACAAACUCGUCUACUUGACAUAUCUGUCUCAUUUGCAUCUAGCCUACUAGUACUACUAGUUUCGAGCUAUUUUGGUCCUUUCUUUUAUGUUUCACCUAUACAGAUAAUGGCUUAUCUCUUUUCUUUGGUCCUUGUCACAGGUGUGAAUACGCUCCACGAACAGAUUUCGACCAUAAUAAAGAAAAGCAUCAACAACACUCUGAAAAUUUGCUCUAUGCUGUCAAUUGAUUCGGCAGGAAUAAACGUAUACGCCGUAUCUACUAUAAUAGCCCUAAAGGUUAUGCUUCUUUCUUGGAUACUAUCUUCCAUUAACACAUGGUCUCUCGACUCACUCCCGGAGGGACCAUUGGCAAAGCUCGAUUAUGAUUACAGACCAAAAAAUCGUUUUGAUAUCGUAGUAAGCAUGUAUAAUGAAGAUCCUUUAUCGAUUGCCUCAGUUAUCGGAGAAAUAAAGAUGACGAGAAUGUUAAAAAAGAUCACCACUCGAACAAUCAUAUACACAAAGUCCCCGGCCCCAAACACCUCAUCAAUACUCUUGAAAGCUGGCGCUGAUGAGGUCAUUAUUCUACCUAACAAGGGUCGAGAAGGAGGUACAUAUCUUCACCAUAUUGUCAACAAUUGGGACAAACUAGCUGAACAAACGCUUUUCUUACAGGCUCAUCCUCACAACUCCAGAGAAAUUAUACCACGGAUUAAUGACUAUCUCGUCCAAGAAACAGGAAUGCUCAGCCUUGGAUUUGUAGGGCAGGCUUGUCUUUGUGGCGAGUGUGGUGAUCGUUGGGGAUGGCAGGAUGACUUAAGCUUGAUGCCUGAAAUCUAUCAAUUGAUUUAUCAUCAGACUUGUACACCUAAUACCAAAAUUUUACUCUCAUACAAAGGCCAAUUUAUUGCGAGUGCAAGACGUAUUCGUGGAAUUCAGAAAAAUAUUUACCAGAAUCUUUUACGUCAAGUUACCGGCGAGCAUGGUGAUAAUGUUACAAUGUCAGAACAAAAUCAGGAAGACUGGAGUAAUCCCUCAUUUGGCUUCUCUCUUGAGCGUGUCUGGAGCCUUCUUUUGCAGUGUGCGACAGAUAAACGUAUAGCCACCCGAUGUCCAAGCCUGUUAAGUGGGUAUACAAGGGGUAUUGGCGUCAAGGACGACUGCCAAUGCCUAGACUUGACAUAA
Messenger RNA from Blumeria graminis f. sp. triticale, 2076 nucleotides. Lineage: Eukaryota; Fungi; Ascomycota; Leotiomycetes; Helotiales; Erysiphaceae. The record is from the annotation of a GenBank genome assembly.